AUGUUGUCCACGCUGACGCCUUUUAUCCCCACGCACGCCCAAAUCCGCUCCUGGGGCUAUCCCGACGACGUCCGGGACAAACUCGAGCGGCUUGCCCUUGCCCUUCUUCGGCGGCUUUUUGCCCCGUUGGUGCGGCGCUGGCGGGGGCGGCGGGCGCGGCUGAAAUUACUCAACGCCCUCCUCCACCGGUAUUUACCAGACCAACGCGCCAAACAGCGCUGUCUGCAGGCCAUUUUAUCCAAAUCCGCCAUCGCCCAGGCCACCCCUCUUCUGCGUUCCGCCGCCGCGGGGGAGGGGUUGGGGAAGGACGUCACCAAAGCUCCACUCACCGAGGUGAGGUUCGUUGGCGAGGAGGAGGGGGAUUUGGGGAACCCCCGCGUGGGGGGGAGACCGCCGGGUGAAAAGUCCUCCCGCUCUAUAUUAUUCUCAUCCAUCGGGCAUUCCACCGGGACCGAUCCCACCGCAAAGCGGGAAUCGUUGUCGUUUUCAUCCUCCCAGAGCCAAAUUCAGGCCUCGCAAACCCUAAAAGAGGCGAUUUCUAACGUGCUCGAUCUCAAUCUCAGGUUUCGAGCCUAUUUGCAAGGGGAGAUGGUGCAAUGGCCGAUGGAGCCUGCCCACGAAGUGUUGAUCUUGUUAGAAGGCACCUUCGAGCGGGUGGAGCCACGGAAAGUCGGGGCGGAGGAUUCGCAUCCCGGGAGGUGGUCCCAAUCGAGAUCGAAAUUUCCGUCUUUUUCCAUAUCCACGAUGAAUUCAAGCCUCGAAGGGACUUAUCCCCCGCCCAUCUUUCAGGCAGGGGGAAAGGCCAAAGGACUUUCGCAAACUUCAUGCCCCUCUGGGGGUGGAAUGGAUAGUUCAACUACCUCGCGGAGGUGGCAAGGGAAACUUUUUCCCCUGGAUUAUACGGUGCAGAAAGAUUGGUUAUCGGCCCCGGCUGUGCUGGGAGAAAUCCCUUGCAUUGGUGGCUUUCCUUUUUGCGCGGAAAUCGUGGUGCAUUCCGAGCAGGCAGUGAUCGCUAGCAUUCCGUUUGAUAUUUAUUGUCGAAUCGUUUCGUUAUUGCCGCUAAAUUCUCAACGGAAGCUUCUCACGCAGGCGCUCAAACAACGCGAGCUUCUUAUGCCCUACUUCGCUCCCAUGACCCGAGAACGACUUAGUGUUUGCCCAUUUUUAUCCCGCUUGAGGUCCGAAGACGUAAAUCACCUGCGGGAGUAUUUAGUACCGAAAGUAUACGCCUCCGGGAUGCUAUGUAGUGAAGGUUCAAACCCAAAGCACAUCUUUUUCAUCCGCCGCGGAAUUGUUUGUGUGGAUCUGGAGCAUCAGAAUAUCACGGAGACCUUUUCCUCGUCCUGUCCGCGAAGUCGGACCCUCCUCACGGAAGGCCACACGUUUGGGGAGGCUCAGUGCAUUUCCCGGGAAAGGAUUAAGGACUUGUUUUACGCGGUAAGCCACGUUGAUAUGUACAUUUUGCGUUUUGAUAUCUUAAUUCGGUUGAUGGAGCAGUGGCCGGUGGCGCAUAAGGACGUCAUUAUCGCGACAUCUGUUUUAAAUAAACUAAACUCAAAGGAGGCGCCGUCGCUUUCUUUUAGUUUGAGCGGGGUGGAUAUUACCCUCAUGCGGAAUGCGGCAAAACAUCAAAACAUCAUGUUUGAGCUGGCAAAUCUACACUCUGCGAUUGCGAUGGAGGACUCGGGGGAUAAUUUGAUUUCAGGGCGUCAGGGGGGGGCUGUUCUGGAAAGGCAGAAGUCCAGCGCAGUUUUUUCACCCGGAACGCCUUUGAACUCCGUAAAAUGCUGCCUCACUAGCGCACGAAAUGGGGUCCUGACUUCUUCAGGCUCUUCGUUUAUUGUUCGAGGUGAUCCGUCGCGUUUUGUCAAGAUCAUGAAACGUAUUCCAUUGUUGGGCCUUAUUGUCAAAGAGGAGGAUCUUACCGAUCUGAGCAUUUACUGGAGGUGCUCGAUCUUCGAAAAGGGGGAUUUUAUUGUACGACGUGGGGAGGAGUGCAAUCAUCUCUUCUACUUUUCCGAGGGUCAGGCGGGAGUUAUUCUUGACGAGAACCGCUUCCGACAGGAAGUCAAGGCCUUAAGCCCUUUGGCCGAUUUCUAUGACGGCGAGAUCCUCAACUUUAAAUCACUUUCCACCGAGGAGCUUUUCCCCAUUCCAUCAGGGCAUACCAUUGGCUAUACUUGCGUACGACGCCACCGAUGGACUCACAGCAUUAUUGCGAUGGAGGAUCAUUUAGAGGUUUGGGUGUUGGAGCGGUCGUCACUUGUAUCCUUCUUGUGGAAAUCGAAGUUGGACCAUCAGAUGCAGAGUGCCGCAUUACAGUUAUUGCAGCCUCUUUAUAUCCAGCGCGAUCGAAUCCCUUUACUGGAUUAUCAACCACUGCUUUCACUUUUUCCGAACUCCUUAUGGAGUGAACAUCCAAUGCCCAACAUGCACCCCGUUUCGGUUGUCGAAUCCAAGGUGCUAUAUCCUAUAUGGCAAGAAGGUGACUUUCCUCUGCCUCUGUGA
This is a messenger RNA of Phytomonas sp. Hart1, 2508 nucleotides long. Lineage: Eukaryota; Euglenozoa; Kinetoplastea; Trypanosomatida; Trypanosomatidae. The record is from the annotation of a GenBank genome assembly.